AUGGAUGAAAAGACAAUAAAAAGAUCAAUACUUUCGUCUUCUAAUGAUGAAAAAAUAAUAUACAAAUCGCGAAUAAAGAAAUUUCAGAAGAAUCAUAAAUUUUAUAUUAUUCUGUUGGUUUUCAUUGCCAUCUUACAAUUUAUUUCAAUAGCUUUCUUCACUCGCGGAUUCUUGCUGUCAAGGCAUGUUCUCGAUAACAUAUCCUCACGAAAUGAAACGAGUGACCUGCCUCCGAGAUUCAACAAGGCGGUAGUCCUGGUCAUUGACGCUUUGAGAUUUGAUUUUGCUAUUCCUGUUAACGAAUCGGACCCAGAUCAUAACCCGAACUAUCACAACAAUAUAUUGUCAUUGUAUGAUUCAUUUACGAACGAUAAGAACUCAUCUUCCCUAUUGUUAAAGUUUAUUGCGGACCCACCGACCACAACUUUGCAAAGACUAAAGGGUCUUACAACCGGCUCCUUACCAACUUUCAUAGAUGCCGGGUCCAAUUUUGAUGGAACAAUUAUUGAAGAAGAUAACUUGCUUAAACAGUUCUUCCUAGCCAACAAAACUGUCAAGUUUGCCGGAGAUGAUACAUGGACGGCACUCUUUUACCCAUUCCUUUCUAAUGAUAGUUUCCCUCUGGAAUCGCUCAACGUCUGGGAUUUGGACACUGUGGAUAAUGGUGUUAUGGAUUAUUUUCACGAUCAUUUACAGCAGGACAAAGAAUGGGAUGUAAUGAUUGGGCAUAUGCUAGGUAUCGACCAUGUAGGUCACAAGUAUGGCCCAGACCAUUUCACCAUGAGAGAGAAACAAAUUCAAGUAGAUAGAUUUAUCGAUUGGAUACUAAAUUCGAUCGACGAUGAUACUUUAUUAGUUAUUUUAGGUGACCAUGGGAUGGAUCAUACAGGUAAUCAUGGCGGCGACUCAAUUGAUGAGCUAGAAAGCACUUUGUUUCUUUAUUCCAAGAAGCCAGAAAUGUGGAGGCUUAAAGAUGCUUUCAAUUAUAAUACUAGUGAUUCGGGAUACAAUUACCGCUCAGUAAGACAAAUUGAUUUAGUGUCCAGUUUGUCUUUAUUGCUUGAUCAACCUAUCCCAUUUAAUAAUCUUGGAUGGCCCAUUGACGAAAUAGCAAGAGACGAUAGAGAAUUGUCUCAAUUCGUUGAUUUAGUGGUAAGCCAAUUACAACUAUAUAAGGCUACAAUGCAGAUUCACCACAGUAAUGACGAAAUAUUGGUCCCGUUAGCAAAAAAUAUAUCCGACACUCCUCCAACAAGUAAUCCCGAAAAAUUUGUUGAACUAGGUCAUAAGUACCAGGAGGUCUUCUUACAAACCUGCGAGGAACUAUGGGCCAAAUUCGAUUAUUAUUCUAUCGUCACCGGUAUAUUCUUACUGACAGCCUCACUAGUCCUGUUAAUAUCCAUUACAAAAUUAAUUCCUUCCAUUGUCGUAAACCAAAUGGUUCCAGAAUUUGUCCCAGGAAUAAUCAUUAUGGUCUUGGUUACAAAUUUGUGUUUCCAUGGAAUUUUCUACGUUUACCAGCAACCAAGUUUUGUAGAUCAAUUCUGGGGCACUCUGUUAGCCACUGCGAUUGGUAUCAUUAUUGGUUGCUACAUCACAAUAUUUGAUAGAUACAACUUUAUUUGGAUUGCUAUGAGACUUGGUGAGACGUUAGCUGAUUAUUGGUCUAGGAUUGCUGUUAUGUUUAUGAUUAUCCAUGCUCUACUUUUCACAUCUAAUUCAUUUACUAUUUGGGAAGAUAGAAUUGUUGCUUUCCUUUUAUCUACUUUCGGGAUGUUAACAUUAUAUGAAUUUGUCUUCUUACCAAAAAGACAAUCCACCACCGCAUUAUUAACUGCAACAAUUAGUGAAAAGGAAGGAACCACCUCAGGUGUGAAUUCUUCAACGGCGAAUUCGAAUUACUUACCAUUAACAAGAUUUGCGAGAUUAUUGGGUGGUUACCAUUCUGCAGUUUUGAUCAUUUUUACCAGGUUAGCUUCAAUGAUAACCAUUUGUAGAGAGGAACAGGGCGACUACUGUGUUCCAACGUUCAACAAUCAAAAUAAUUCUGCGUGGUGGGUUUUGGGUCUCUGUUUCCUGAUGAUUUUCAUAUUACCUGCAUGUAUCACCGGUUAUUACAAUUUAACAUCUUCAUAUCAAGCUGCAGCACCAAUUUGGAUAAACGUUUUCUUAAAGGGUAUCCUUGGUUUGAAUUUUGUUUAUUGGUCAUUGACUUCGUUAGAGAAUAAUAGUGCGGUAAUAGCAAUUCCUUUUCUUAAAGACGUCACUAUUUUCAAAUUUACCUUAGCUCGAAUCAUUUCUGGAUUCUCACUGAUUGCGUCCAAUGUUGGCUGGUUAAUGGGGCCACUUUGUAUCAAAUUGAAUGUUCACAAUACUGAUGUCAAGUCCCAUGAAGCGACUAUUUUGGGGUACACUAAUAUUUAUGGUUCUGAGUUUUUUCUUUUAGUCAUAAAUGUUCUAAUGAGUAUUCUGCUAUUCAAUAAACCUCUGGCUCAACUAUCGUAUUUCCUCAUGUGCAACCAACUCUUAUCGAUUUUAGAAAUCAUUGAUCUUUUGAAGUUAAAAGAGAAUAUAAUAGGCCCAAUUGCACUGGGACUCUUAUCUUAUCAGCAUUUUUUCACCACCGGUCACCAGGCCACAAUUCCAUCAGUCCAAUGGGAUAUUGGGUUUAUGCUUUCCGAAAAAAUAACCUUCCCUUUUACUCAGAUAGCCAUCAUCCUAAACACAUUUGGGCCCCAUAUCCUAGUCUCCUUAUCCGUAGCAUUACUGACACUAUGGUCACAGCCUCCAGAUGUCUUGAAGCCACAAACACUUUUGGGAAGAAUCGUUUCAAACUGUGGUGUACUACUCACUUACAAUACAAUUUUAUGUCUAAGUUCUUUUAUUUGGGUCACCCAUUUCCGUAGGCAUUUGAUGGUUUGGAAAAUUUUUUGCCCAAGAUUUAUCUUUGCUGCUUUGAGUUUAAUAGUCACCCAACUGGUGGUUACUUUUGGUACCAUUGCAUUUGCCAGUGGGAGAUUGAUCAAGCAUAUAAAUGACAUCUUCUGGAAAUGA
This is a messenger RNA of Saccharomyces mikatae IFO 1815, 3054 nucleotides long. It is a transcript of the gene GPI13, whose product is annotated as mannose-ethanolamine phosphotransferase GPI13. Gene Ontology annotation, cellular component: endoplasmic reticulum membrane. Gene Ontology annotation, biological process: GPI anchor biosynthetic process. The coding region runs from base 1 to 3054 and encodes 1017 amino acids. Lineage: Eukaryota; Fungi; Ascomycota; Saccharomycetes; Saccharomycetales; Saccharomycetaceae. The record is from RefSeq and is a predicted model, not a curated record. The transcript has a single exon. Gene Ontology annotation, molecular function: mannose-ethanolamine phosphotransferase activity.